GGGAGGCGGGGCUGUGGGCUGAGCUCGGCUGUCUCGCAGAUAGAGGUUCAGUCCGCUGUGUGCGAGUGGGAGAUGGACCGAGGGCGCUCUUCCGAUUAGCGCAGCCUUAAAGCAACUCACAUACCCAGAACUAUUGAAAUAAUAGCAGGGAUCGGGACGAGUAAAACAAACAACAAAAAAAGCAAAACAAAGCGAAUAACUAGUUUAUCUUUCACAUCCACUCCACUCACACACACACGGCAUUGAUGGUAAUGUAUGCAAGGAAACAACCGAGACUCAGUGAUGGGUGUAACGACCGAAGGGAUUCCCAACCCUAUCAGACUCUUAAAUACCCAUCAAAGAGUCACCCCGGCGGUGACCACCGUCAUGAGAAGAUGCGAGAUUCAGCCGACCCCACACCGCCCUGCAAGAUGCUCCGCCGGUCCGACAGUCCCGAAAACAAGCACGGCGACAACAUGGGCCACAACAAGGCGAAAGCAGUGCACGCACACCGGGUCAGAGAGAGAGACGGAGGGACCAGUUAUUCUCCACAAGAAAAUUCACACAAUCACAGUGCUCUUCAUAGUUCAAAUUCACAUUCUUCUAAUCCAAGCAGUAACCCAAGCAAACCUUCUGAAGCACCUUAUGAACCUGCAGACGAUUGGUCUGAACACAUUAGCUCUUCUGGGAAGAAAUACUAUUACAACUGCAGAACAGAGGUUUCACAGUGGGAGAAACCCAAAGAGUGGCUUGAGAGAGAGCAGAGACAAAAGGAAGCCAGUAAGAUGGCAGUCGUUAACAGUUUCCCGAAAGACAGGGAUUACAGACGGGAGGCAAUGCAGGCUACAGCUACGAGUGGGUUUUCCACUGCAAUGGAAGAGAAGCAUUCCAGUGAGGCCAGUAAUGCGCACCCUCAGAGUAUUUUGCCCCUGACAAGCAGACACAGUGACAGAGACUACCGAGUGACCAGAGUAGAGACUCACAGUAGUGCUGCUCCAGUACAGAAUACCAGCAAAACAGUGGUUCACCCAGCAGCUGCUGCCCCAAGCGCUAUUCCUUCUAAUGCUUUUACUCAACAACCUGGCCGCCAGCCAAACAAAUCCUUUGCUGCAAAUGGAGCUGCUGUUUUAUUGAAUCUACCAACAUUCUCCUUACCUACUCCAGUACUGAAAACUGAAAACAGAGAGUCUGCCUCUGCAGAGAAGCCUGCUCCCCACUCCUGUACCUCGCAGUCCUCCUCCUCCUCCUCCUCUUCCUCCUCCAGUUCGGGGCUGAACCCCUCAGGGACUCAGGCCUCCUCGGCCUCCACAGUUCCUGUCUCCCCCGUACCCCAGUCCCCAGCUCCCCCUCUGCUGCAGGACCCCAACCUCCUGAGACAGCUGCUCCCAGCACUUCAGGCCACGCUGCAGCUGAAUAAUGCCAACGUAGACAUGUCCAAAAUAAACGAAGUUCUUACAGCUGCUGUCACACAAGCUUCAUUACAGUCUAUGCUUCAUAAGAUUCUCACAGCUGGACCAUCUGCUUUCAACAUCACUACUUUGCUUUCCCAAGCUGCUCAGCUGUCUACACAAGCCCAGCAGUCUAAUCAGUCCCCAAUGUCGUUAACGUCAGAUGCCUCAUCACCAAGGUCAUACGUGUCUCCAAGAAUAAGCACGCCACAGACUAAUACAGUUCCCUUAAAACCUCUGAUAAACACACCGCCUGUAUCAUCACAGCCAAAGGUUAGUACACCAGUAGUGAAACCAGGACCAGUUCCACAGCCAGUACCUCAGCAGCCUAUUCCUGCUGACAAGCAACAUGGGCACGAACCUGUCUCUCCUCGGAGUCUUCAGAGAUCAAGUAGUCAGAGGAGUCCUUCACCAGGUCCAAAUCACAUCUCUAGCAGCAACGUGUCAUCGAGUACAGCCUCAGUUCCACCUAGUGCACCUGCGAGGCCCACAUGUACAUUUACACCCACGCUAGCAGCACACUUCAAUGAAAAUCUCAUCAAACAUGUUCAAGGGUGGCCAGCAGACCACGCAGAGAAACAGGCAUCAAGAUUACGUGAAGAGGCCCACAACAUGGGAAGCAUUUAUAUGUCAGAAAUUUGUACCGAGCUAAAAAAUCUUAGAUCACUUGUUCGAGUAUGUGAAAUUCAAGCUACAUUGCGUGAGCAAAGGAUACUAUUUUUGAGACAACAAAUUAAGGAACUUGAAAAGUUGAAGAAUCAGAAUUCCUUUAUGGUUUGAGAACUUGAGAAACACGUUGCACAUGGUUGGAACCCAAGAACUGUUAUUCUGUGCCCAGUCUUAACACUUUUGAGCUGCAGUUCAGUUGGCUUUGGACCGUUGGGCUGGGUGAGGAAGUGAGGCAGGGGAGGGGGAGAUGAUUUAAAGGGUAAUACAAGAUUUGUAAAGCCCGACAUGUAGAUUUCUUGUAGAUGUAUCCUUCAUGUUUGUAAAUAUGUUUUGUAGAGUGAAGCCAUGGGGAAUCCGUGGCGAUCAGAGCUUUGACAUCCAAACUAAUCAAUUCUGAGGUGGCUACGUACCUAGCCUUUUACAUAUUAACCUGUCUGCAAACUUUAGCUUUCUUCUGAAUAGAUCCAUGAGCCAUUGCCUCUAGCUUGAGUAGAACUUGCGAUGGGAUGGGGGCGGAACUAAAAUGUGUGGGGUGGGGGGGGGUGACAUGCUAGCUGUUGAUUGCAUUGUAAAGCAGGAUCCUUUUGUAAAUUUUGAGUAAGCUGUGAGGUGGUCUUGAGUAAAGGAGGGUAGCAGGAGGAUGGAGGCCUCAAGGAAACCUCUGGAAGAUCUAGCAUGUGGGGUUGCAAUGGUUCAAGGAUCUAUUUUUACCAUCCAGUGAUCCUGUAUUUCCUAGAAUUAAUACCAGUGCCUGAUGGUGUGCAUUUAAAGCUGCAGCACCUUGAACAGUGUGGUCCAAGAACACACAAGUAAGGGAUAUUCCGAUUCCAGCCACCUUGUAAGAACAGCGCUACAUACCGGAUCUUUGUUGCAGGGCAAAUCUUUUUUAACCCCCUCCAUUUUGUUUUUUCUUCAGUCUUUUUUUUUUUAAACUGUACAUUUUAACACUUUUGAGGUUGUUUUCAAGGCACCUUGGGUCAACCCAAGAUUUCAUUCCUGUGUACAGUUCCUAAAAUAAAGUUUUAAAGUUGCAGUGAUUACUAGUAUAUCCAAUACGUUGUAUACAUAAAUUAUUACUACAUAUUUUCAUUUGCAUCCUGUAAGGUUGGAAUGGAAGUGCUUUUGGGGUUUGUUUUGGGCACUGAUAAGGAGCCUAGGUGAUAAAGGUCCACUCAGCAAGGUAGGGGUGUUGAGAAGACAAAAGGUCAAAUGUGAAAAUGUAUGUAUUGUAAUAAAUAUGCUAAAAAAAAAGCACUGGUUAUUUUUCAUUUUCUUUACUGCUUUUUAAGAAGCUGGAAUGCCCAGGGAAUACUUCAUUUUGAACUAUCCUUGUUGAAAAUCUUUAAACCUCGCUUAUUUUUUUUUAAGAGACAGUACUAAUUUUUAUAAUCGGAGGAAAAGGAAAUUCAACAAGGAUGAGUCGGACCUCUCUCCUGUGAUUGCCCUGUUGUCUUGGCUUUUUUUUCCUUUCUAAUGGUCGUUUGUAUGUGUUGUAGCGAACUGUGCAAGUCCGGUGCUGCCUGCUGUUCUCCACCAUCACAAUGUGUAACUAGAGCACACCACUGGUCAGAAAUGGUGGGCGAGCUCAGCUUUGUAUAUUGUUUCCUAAAGUAUAUAAAAAUAAAAUUAUGCUACCACAGGA
Molecule: messenger RNA, 3738 nt
Organism: Lepisosteus oculatus (spotted gar)
Lineage: Eukaryota; Metazoa; Chordata; Actinopteri; Semionotiformes; Lepisosteidae
Gene: waca
Product: WW domain containing adaptor with coiled-coil a
Biological process (GO): regulation of autophagy; positive regulation of TORC1 signaling
Cellular component (GO): nucleus
Molecular function (GO): RNA polymerase II complex binding; chromatin binding
Source: RefSeq, a predicted model, not a curated record